AUGAAUGAAUCUGUCAAAGCCGAUGGCCAUCAGAUAGGAGCCGUCAACAAGAUCCAGCAGCAGACGUCGCAACUGGACACGGACGAGAAGACGACCUGGAUCUUGGCAUUUGGUGUGCUUCUAGUCGUGGCGACGGUGGGCAACAGCUUAGUCACGUGGUUCAUCAUAGCUCGCCGCCGGCUGGCCAAAGCUCACAGCUGCUUCAUGCUGAGCUUGACAAUGGCGGACUUUGCAAUGCUCUAUUUGGAGGGCGUCUUCAAUUUCAUCUACAUUCUUGAUGGACACUGGCGAUACGGAACAGCUUACUGCAUGAUUGACAGAUUUCUCUCGGAAUUGACCAACGCGGCCAGCAUCUUUACGUUGACCGUCACGUCCUACGACAGAUACCUGGCGAUCGUGAAACCCUUUUUGCCAAGAUCAACUCGAAAAAGCGCUUUUAUUACCAUCGCAACCUGCUGGAUUAUCGCCGUCAUCCUGGCCAUGCCCAAUCUCUUGUACUCGGACGAAUUCAUUUUACGCCAAGCUGGUGAGGAUCUAUUGAAGUGCGAAAUCGUUUGGCCGGAGCGAGACGUUGUGCUAAACAACUACUCAUACAGAGUGCUGGUGUUUGUAAUUACCUAUCUUUUGCCGACCGUUUGUAUGGCUUACUGGAACUUUCGAAUCGCCGUUGUUUUGACGACGAGUACGGUGCUCACCAGCGGCGACGGUGACACGCGCAACAACCUGCAGUUGAAUCUCCUCGUCAAGAAAAGAAAGGUCGCUUUAUUUUAUUUGAAAAAUUAAGAUUAAAAUGAAUUCACGCCACGAAAUCGUGAAUUGUAGAAUUUGGCUAGUGGCAUGUGGGCCAUUUUGGUCAUCUUUUGCCUGUGUUGGCUGCCCUAUCAAACCUACUUGAUGUACCAGGCAUUUCAGACGGAAGAAAAUGUCUACACCAAGCGGAUUUACAUGUGUGUCUACUGGCUAGCCAUAGCCAACGCUGCCGUCAAUCCAUUACUCUUCUAUCGACUAGAUAAACAGUAUACGCGCAAAUCAGUUAAAAGAUUUACUCUUGCAUGUCUAUAACGAUCGCCAUUUUUUC
This is a messenger RNA of Daphnia pulex (common water flea), 1078 nucleotides long. RefSeq names its product tachykinin-like peptides receptor 86C. NCBI's taxonomy places the organism in Eukaryota, Metazoa, Arthropoda, Branchiopoda, Diplostraca, Daphniidae. Gene Ontology annotation, biological process: G protein-coupled receptor signaling pathway. Gene Ontology annotation, cellular component: plasma membrane. The transcript has 6 exons. Gene Ontology annotation, molecular function: tachykinin receptor activity. Bases 1 to 783 code for a protein of 260 amino acids. The record is from RefSeq and is a predicted model, not a curated record.